Molecule: messenger RNA, 303 nt
Organism: [Torrubiella] hemipterigena
Lineage: Eukaryota; Fungi; Ascomycota; Sordariomycetes; Hypocreales; Clavicipitaceae
Source: the annotation of a GenBank genome assembly
AUGGACAAGCUGACGGAGGACGAUAUUCCUAACAUCCGCUUCAACGUGGCCAAGACAUAUUCGACACUUAUCCACGCGCUGAAGCGCCUGCCCGAGGAUGGCACUCUGUUUACUCUGGAAAAGGAAGGCAAGGAGACGACCCCAUCUCCUCGUGGCCAGGAGCUGAUCCAGUCGCGCGUCCUGCCCAACUUGGCCAAGCUGCAAAAGGAUGAUGAUGUGGAUGUGCGAUACUUUGCUACAACAGCUACUGCAGAGGCCAAUGCUGCGCCGGCGGGAGGCGACCCCAUGAACACGUCACCAUAG